Messenger RNA from Penicillium cosmopolitanum, 1308 nucleotides. Its product is annotated as SANT/Myb-like DNA-binding domain-containing protein. The transcript has 2 exons. The record is from RefSeq and is a predicted model, not a curated record. NCBI's taxonomy places the organism in Eukaryota, Fungi, Ascomycota, Eurotiomycetes, Eurotiales, Aspergillaceae. The coding region runs from base 1 to 1308 and encodes 435 amino acids.
AUGCUUCUCCUUCAAGGCGUAUACAACGGCGUUCUCAUCUUCACCCAUGAGCGCAAUCAAACCCAGCUUUCCACUUUUGGCUAUGAGACAGUGGUCAACAGCGUGACGGCCGGUAAUGUCUCAAGUGAUCAGGCGCCAUCGCCUAAUCCCAGCAUACCUGUUCCAGCUAGAGAUGAACCAGAGCCUGCGAAUCAGCGGUUUUUUAGGAGUCCUGAAACUGGUGCAGAGUCCAGAAAAUUAAAUUCUCUGCCUGUCACGGAGGCACAUUCCAUCCAGUUCGACGCAAGAAACCUUUCAGCAACUCGCGGUAGCCACGUGGAAGUGCGGAGUGACGGCAACGGCAUCCGUUCAACAUAUUGGUAUCCUGACGACGAAGCGUUAUCAAGCCCUAUCUCGCCUGAGCUACAACAAAAAAAGCAGGCAAUUUCCGGAUCAGAGGCAAAAGUUUCACCAAGAGAUUUAUCUAGAUCGUGCUCCGUAUCGGUUGUUGUGCCUAUAAUCCGGUCCCGCGGACUACCAAUAACAAGGUCCGCUAGAGCCAGCUCAACACGCUGCACAGGGAAAAGGAAAAGUCGAACAAAGACCCCUUGCAAUGUUGACAGCGAUGAUUCCGACGAAAGUCACUAUACGGAUGGGAACGAUUCUGGUGUUGGUGACAUCGACGCAUUGCCACGUCUACCGAAGAGGCAGAGACAAACUGCUGCAACGAAGAUCCAGCCCGCUCAGGCUCGACGUGAAAGCCUGUAUCGCGUAUUUUCCUCGCCGGCACCAGAAGAGGAAAUCGCAAAUUCAAGUCCCGACACAAGUUUGCAGGACAUGCAAACAAUUCCGAUCAGAGGCUUUCUCACGCGGCAAACCUUUCUAUCAAGAGUCAUCUACUCGUGUACCUUCGAGGAAGAUAGGCAGCCUCCCUGUCCGUAUGAACAAACAAAAGCUCGCACAUACGAGGAAAGCUUAGACAAGAAAGGGCACACCACGCAUCCUAGGAACAAAAAGGCAUCAACGCGUGCCACUCGUUUCCUGCCCGAUGAGGACGAACUGUUGAUUGAACUGAAGGAAAAGCGAAGCCUCCCAUGGAAUAGGAUCGUGAAGCAUUUUCCAGGGAGGACGAACGGUGCUUUUCAGGUUCGCUAUAGGAUGAGGCUCAAGGACAGCAGGAACUGGAAGUCACAAGCGAGGUCGGAGCCGAAGGGUUCCACGUUCUGCAGCUACGGCUGUGGCUUGACACAUCUAGAUCUCUAUGCCCCUUUUCUUCGGCGAGUUGCAUUUCCAGAAGAUCGAGAGUGUUGGCUUCGAGGCAGUCUUUGA